This is a messenger RNA of Klebsormidium nitens, 2639 nucleotides long. The record is from the annotation of a GenBank genome assembly. Lineage: Eukaryota; Viridiplantae; Streptophyta; Klebsormidiophyceae; Klebsormidiales; Klebsormidiaceae.
CCUCAUCCACGUCCAGACCCAAUACCUCCUGUGGGGCUUACAGUCUACUGGAAGGAGAGUUAUCUCCACUAGUUCCCAAUGCGCAGCAGUCAAGCAGCACAGAACGCCCAGCAGAUGCAGACACUGCGGGAGCUGCGGUGAAGCCCGUCCCGCGCCGCCCCAGCGGCUUGCCUGCGGACACUCGGCAUGGCAAAUGCCGUUGGUGGCGCGUUUGCUGGGGCUUUUGGAUCUGUAGCCAUACCCCUGCAAGCCUUACAAAGUUUUGUCCAAGUGUACAACGACAUAUGCGUUGCGCGAAAAGCAAUGACCUUCAAUGAGGAGCGCGGGGAACAACUGAAGAACCGGGUCCGGUUCGUGUCGCACCAGCUGCAGAGGAAGUAUCAGAUUCUGGAAGCAGACAUACAGGCGGGGAGGUUGAGGGGGCAAGAUGCCGAACUAUUCGCUGAGCGCGUGAUGGCCUUCCGCGCGGUGCUUGUGCAGGCGCUGACAAUCAUCACCCGCUGCAAGGGCAACAAGCUUUACCGCUCUGCCAAUGCCAAGUCGAUCAAGGAGGACAUUGUCAGCAUCAACGUGCAAAUCACCGAUUGCAUCAACGACAUGCACCUCCCCUCCAUCUCAUUCAGCUCAUCUUCCACCAGCUCCAACGAAAGCGAAAUCCUGGAACGAACUCUGAGCAAUGCACUUGAGGAUUCCCCAAGUUCGAGCGGCAUUUCCGACGAAGGCAGCUCCAGCGCACCCGGACCGUCCGCGAAAGAGAUCGAGAAUCUCAAGGGCUACGCCACAAGACAACUCCAACUGCUGGGGCUGUUCACGAAUCAGGAGAUCAUGGCGUUCACUGAGUACGUGCAGGCCGUGGUUCGCGGAUACGGCAUGACCUGCCUCCACAACAAAAUGGCAACCGACCUGCCGUUCGCAACCCUUCGCAGCCCGGGGCCCGUCUUUUGCCCCGCGACUCUCCCGCCCCGUCUCAACCCCGCGCACCGCUCCCCGGUGUCCGCCCUCGCCGUCCGGAUCGACACCGGAGACGUCUUUAGCGGACACCGGAACGGCGUCGUCUGCAUGUGGAUGAACGGCGUCUGCGCGGCCGUCUUCGGGGCGCAGUCCGCCGUUCCGGUCACCGCGCUCCUGGUCAUGCCGGACGGAACGCUGGUCGUGGGCAACGGGCGGGGGGGCCUGCGGGCCCGCUCAACGGACCCCCCUUAUGCUGACAUGCCGAGCACGGACUACGAGCAACCGGGGGCGAUUACCGCCUUGGCCGCCAGCGACGGGGGGGUGCUUUUCAGCGGGGACUUGACGGGGGGGAUCGUGGUGUGGGCCCCCGGCUUCAGCGCUCCACGGCCGUACUUGAAAGCGCACGUCAAAGCCGUGACCGCGCUUUGCGUCACGCCGCGCAACGACUCGGACCAGGUUUUCGCCUUCAGCGGGGGUGCCGACGGGAAGAUACGGGCGUGGGCUUUCCCCGAGCUCGUCUCCCCGCCUUGGGACGCGCACUUUGAAGUCCGAUCUUGCGGAGGCCCGGUGCGCGCGCUCGCGCUCUCUGCGGACGCGAGCGCACUGUACAGCGUCCGCGGCAAGGGGCACGUGGCCCGGUGGGCCGUUCCGGGCGCGGACAAAAAGUGCGCGCUUGAGAUUUCCCAGCUGGGAGGGGGGCCGCUGGCAGUCACCGAGCGGGGGCUGCUCCUCGGCGCGGCCAACCACCGGUGCCAUGUGGCGGCCUGGCACGUGGGGGAGCUGACACCGGAGAACGUGCAAUUUUUGAAGCAGUCAUCGGACCCGAAGCGACCGAUCCCCUGCGGAGGCGCGGGGUUGCUGCUGGGUGACAGUAUUUAUGGGCGGGGGAAGGGCACUCUCGGGCCGUUGGAUGAGAUCACGGUUAUAAAAGUGGUGGAGAUUGGGGCCCCGGGGGCUCAGGCACUGCUUGUGACCGGGCACAAGGACGGGGGGGUCCGCAUCUCGAAGGUGGCUUCGUGGUAGCGACCGUGGCAAGCGUGUUGUGUUGUGUUGGUCGCCCUUGGCUGUGUUUUGCUGGGGAGUCGACAAGUGAAACCUGAGCAUGAACUAGUCGCGCCGGGGAUUGUAACAACUGUAAAUACGGCUCCCGAAUGUGCCUCCUCUAGUCGGAUGAAAAACGUGUGGGUGGCAAUAGAUGGUUCUAUUGGGUAAAGCAUAGCUGCGACGCGAUUGGUGUUGAGGUUGCUAAGAGCCGCAGCGGGGUACUGCAUUUCUUCGCGGGCCACGUGGUCAACGUACUACUCAUUCUCAGGUUUAGCGAAACCACGCCAGGGAUCUGAUGCCCGAUUUCAUGGAUCACCAGUUUAGAACCUGACGUUAUGUCAACUUAACGGGACCCACCAACAGUGCAUAAGCGACUAGGGCCCGCAGUUUCUAAAGCAGCUCCGGCGCCACACCGACCGGUCCUCGGCGCGCCGCCCACCAGGGACAAUUGUGGCUAUUAAAGCCCGCACGAUUUUGCAUAAGUGAGUCAGUGACACUUAUGGAGUCUUGAACAUCUGGUGUCACGCUGUAUGUAAAUGUGUUCAAAUUGCGUGCACCACGCUGGUAACGCAGUGGGUAUUCUGAAUUGGACGCCAUGACAGUUGGCUUGCACAAUUUGUCAACGAGAUUUGCCGAGGUUGGUG